Messenger RNA from Phragmites australis (common reed), 2609 nucleotides. RefSeq names its product probable methyltransferase PMT2. Gene Ontology annotation, cellular component: trans-Golgi network; cytoplasm; endosome. The record is from RefSeq and is a predicted model, not a curated record. The coding region runs from base 433 to 2277 and encodes 614 amino acids. NCBI's taxonomy places the organism in Eukaryota, Viridiplantae, Streptophyta, Magnoliopsida, Poales, Poaceae. The transcript has 7 exons. Gene Ontology annotation, molecular function: methyltransferase activity.
CCAUCCACUGUUGGUCCGUCAGUGGAGGAAGGGGAGUGGGAGCCGAACUGAAGCGGGGUCGGCGAACCCGCACUCUGCCUCCCAUGAAAACUACCGCAAAACCCAGCUGAAAACCCCCCGGCCGAACCAUCAGAUUCCGCAGCCGCCGCGGAAGCUGGAGUUCGCGUAGGAGGCGGUGCCUGCUGUUCAGUCCCGCCACCGCUGCUCUGGCCAUCCGUGACCGGCCACCACCGGCUUCUCCGACGAACGAGCCCGCUCGCCGCCGGCUUCUCCGGCCGCUGCGCUCGCCCGGCGUCCGACCGCCGUCGUCGUCCCCGAGCAGAGCCACUAGCCGGGAUUGGUCUAGCCCAUCCAGAUCCGGCAAGAUCUGGUCGCCGCCGCCGUGGAGUGCAGCCUCCACGGGCGAUUUAGGCAAAGCAACGAGGAUAAGCCAUGGCUGUGAAGGGGAGCUCCGUCGACAACAGGACCAGGAGCACGGUGUCCCUGUGCAUAGUGAUUGGCAUGUGCUGCUUCUUCUACAUCCUUGGUGCGUGGCGGAAGAGCGGGUUCGGGAAGGGGGACGGCAUCGCGCUGGAGAUCACGAAGCGCACGGACUGCACCAUCUUGCCGAAUCUUAGCUUCUAUUCUCACCAGUCUAAAGCCGGCAGGUCUAGUGAUCUUGUUUCGCCGGUGAAGAAGUUCAAGCCCUGCCCGGAUCGCUACACGGAUUAUACCCCUUGCCAAGAUCAGAAUAGGGCGAUGAAGUUCCCUCGGGAGAAUAUGAAUUACAGAGAGCGGCAUUGCCCGCCGCAGAAAGAAAAUAUGCGCUGUUUGAUACCACCGCCGAAGGGAUAUGUAACCCCGUUCCCAUGGCCGAAGAGCCGGGACUAUGUUCCAUUUGCGAAUUGCCCAUAUAAGAGCUUGACAGUCGAGAAAGCCAUCCAGAAUUGGGUUCAAUACGAGGGCAAUGUGUUCAGAUUCCCCGGUGGAGGGACUCAGUUUCCUGAAGGAGCAGAUAAGUACAUCGAUCAGCUGGCAUCAGUUAUUCCGAUUGCAAAUGGAACUGUCAGGACUGCACUUGACACUGGUUGCGGGGUGGCUAGCUGGGGAGCCUAUUUGUUGAAGAGGAAUGUCUUGGCCAUGUCGUUUGCACCAAGAGAUUCACAUGAGGCACAAGUGCAGUUUGCUCUGGAGAGAGGCGUUCCAGCUGUUAUUGGUGUUCUUGGUACAAUAAAACUUCCUUAUCCAUCGAGGGCCUUUGAUAUGGCCCAUUGCUCCAGGUGCCUGAUUCCAUGGGGAGCAAACGACGGAAUCUACAUGAUGGAAGUUGAUAGGGUUCUAAGGCCUGGUGGCUACUGGGUUCUGUCUGGUCCUCCAAUUAAUUGGAAGGUGCACUACAAGGGUUGGCAGCGCACAAAGAAGGAUCUCGAGGCAGAGCAGAGCAGAAUAGAGGAAAUUGCUGACCUUCUAUGUUGGGAAAAAGUCUCAGAGAAGGGUGACAUGGCAAUAUGGAGGAAAAGGGUAAACACGGAGUCUUGUCCUUCUAGGCAAGACGAAUCCACUGUGCAGAUGUGUGAAUCAACAAACCCAGAUGAUGUCUGGUACACGAAGAUGAAGGCCUGUGUGACACCCCUUCCAGAUGUAAAAGAUCAAAGUGAAGUAGCUGGAGGAACAAUCAAACCUUUCCCAGGCAGGCUCAAUGCAAUUCCUCCAAGAAUUGCAAAUAGUUUGAUUCCAGGGGUUUCAUCUCAGGCCUUUCAAAAAGACAAUAAAAUGUGGAAGAAGCAUGUGAAGGCUUAUAGCACCGUGAACAAGUAUCUACUUACUGGAAGAUACAGAAAUAUUAUGGACAUGAAUGCAGGUUUUGGAGGAUUCGCUGCCGCUAUAGAGUCCCCAAAAUCUUGGGUGAUGAAUGUUGUGCCGACUAAUGCGAAGAUGUCAACCCUAGGGGCUGUUUAUGAGCGAGGACUGAUUGGCAUAUACCAUGACUGGUGUGAGGCUUUCUCUACUUAUCCAAGGACUUAUGAUCUUAUCCAUGCUAGCGGUCUUUUCACGUUGUAUAAAAACAAGUGCAGCAUGGAAGACAUUCUCCUGGAGAUGGACCGCAUCUUGAGGCCAGAAGGCGCCGUCAUAAUGCGGGAUGAUGUCGAUGUCUUGACGAAGGUGAAUAGGCUUGCUCGGGGCAUCAGAUGGAACACGAAAUUGGUGGAUCAUGAGGACGGCCCCCUCAUGCGUGAGAAGAUCUUGUAUGCCGUGAAGCAGUAUUGGGUUGGUGGAAACCAGACGGCUGCAGCUUGAAGCAAGCACAUUCCGAGUUUCUAACACAGGGAAUUCUGCAAUCCAACCUUGACCUGACGAGCAUGAAUGAGCUUAGGUAGUCAUCCUGUGGCAAGGGAAAUGACCUACCCUUGUAGGGGUAGCACUGAAGCUGCAAGGAUACCGUGCUUGCUGGUGAUGGUUGCAGAAUGUUGUGACAAUUUUGUAAUUUCAUUUGUCGCUCUCAAGUGUCAACUGGAUACUCUGUUUAAAAGCCAGCGUAUUUCGAAAAUUUCUUACACGGAUCUCCAUACUGCUCUAGGAGGUGUAGCUUCUGAAGUUCAUUUUGUAAUAAGUGAUCUACUCAGCAAGAA